Molecule: messenger RNA, 2682 nt
Organism: Vitis riparia (riverbank grape)
Lineage: Eukaryota; Viridiplantae; Streptophyta; Magnoliopsida; Vitales; Vitaceae
Product: putative disease resistance protein At1g50180
Exons: 1
Coding region: 1-2682 (893 amino acids)
Biological process (GO): defense response to other organism
Molecular function (GO): ADP binding
Source: RefSeq, a predicted model, not a curated record
AUGGCUGAAAGCAUUGUAACGUUUUUUCUAGAGAAGUUAACCGACCUGCUUUCGCAGGAAGCAUUUCUACUCAGCAGAGUAGAAGAGCAGGUGAAGCUGUUGAGUAACGAGCUCGAAUGGAUGCGCCUUUUUCUCAAAGAUGCGGAUGCAAAGCGCAGAUAUGAUCCAAGAAUCAAGCUCUGGGUGAGUCAGAUCAGGGACGUAACCUAUGAUGCCGAAGAUGUCAUCGACAGGUUCAUGUUCGAGAUGAAUCACCAACAGCAAGGAAGUCUCAAAUGUCUCAAGUUUCUUAAGUUAAGGUUUGUUCACAAGCUCGAGUCUCGAAUCAGAGAGAUCAACAUCAAGAUUGAGAAGAUUAUGGCUAACAAAUCAAGGUACGGUGUCGAAACUUUACCAGCUGCAAGCUCUUCCAACGAAGUUGUGCCACAGAAAGAGAAGAGGGUUCCGAUCGUUGAAGAAGUCAAUGUGGUGGGGAUACGAGAGGGUGCAAAAAGUGUGAAGCAAAUGCUGCUUAAUGGAGAGAGGCGGAGAGCAGUGGUGUCCAUCGUGGGCAUGGGUGGCUUGGGAAAGACCACCCUUGCUAAGAAAGUUUACAACGAUAACGAUGUCCAGCAAUACUUUGAUUGUCAUGCUUGGAUUUAUGUCUCUCAAGAGUAUACAAUAAGGGAGCUUUUGCUAGGCAUUGCUGAUUAUGUUAUGGUUCUAUCCCAAAAGCAAAAGAGUCAAAUGAGCGAGAGUGAGUUAGGGAACAGGCUUCGUGAUUACCUGACCACCAAGAAGUACUUGAUAGUUAUGGAUGAUAUAUGGAGAAAUGAAGCUUGGGAUAGGUUGAGCUUGUAUGUUCCUGACUCUAUGAAUGGCAGCAGAGUGUUGAUCACCUCCCGCAAUAAAGAAAUUGGUUUUCAUGCUGAUCCACAAACCAUUCCCCAUGAACUUCCCUUUCUAACUGAAGAAGAGAGUUGGGACCUCUUUCUCAAGAAAAUUUUUCUGGCUGGGAGUGCAAAUGCUGUUUGCCCCAGAGAAUUGGAAGAGCUGGGAAAGAAAAUUGUAGCAAAUUGUGGGGGUUUGCCCCUUGCAAUCGUGGUCUUGGGAGGCCUUCUAUCAAGAAAAGAAAAGACACCACUCGCCUGGCAAAAAGUACUUGACAGCCUAACUUGGCACCUAAAUCAAGGUCCAGACUCAUGUUUGGGGGUCCUUGCUCUAAGCUACAAUGAUAUGCCGUAUUACUUGAAGUCCUGUUUCCUUUACUGUGGCCUUUUCCCAGAAGACUCAGAAAUCAGGACAGAUAAGUUGAUCCGCUUGUGGGUUGCAGAAGGGUUUAUACAAAGAAGAGGAAAAGAAAUAGUGGAAGACGUCGCGGAAGAUCACUUACAGGAAUUGGUACAUAGAAGCAUGAUUCAAGUGGCUGACAAAAGUUUUGAUGGAAGAGUGAUGUCCUGUCGUAUGCAUGAUUUGCUUCGAGACCUUGCCAUUUCUGAGGCUAAAGAUACAAAAUUUUUUGAGGGAUAUGAAAGCAUUGAUUCUACAUCCCCUGUCAGUGUUCGUCGACUAACCAUUCAUCAAGGUAAGAAGACCAAUUCUGAACACUUGCAUAGUUCACGUCUCCGAUCUUUCAUUUGUUUUUCUGAAUGCUUCCAAGAAAACAUUUUAAGAUCUUUAUACAGGGGUGUCAAAUUGCUCACUGUACUGGACCUAGAGAGCAUGGAUAUCUAUACCCUCCCAGAAGGUAUAGGAGAACUUAUCCACCUUAAGUACUUGUGCUUAAGGAGAACCCGCAUAGAAAGGCUUCCAUCGUCCAUAGGUCAUCUUAUUAAUCUACAAACCCUAGAUUUUCGAGGCACUUUAAUUGAAAUAAUUCCUUCUACCAUUUGGAAAUUGCACCAUUUGAGACAUCUAUAUGGUCAUGGUGUGGUUUCAAGGCAGUCAGUGAUAGAUAAGUGUAUGAAUGGUCCUUUGGGUGUUGACCACCUAACAGCCCUCCAAUCAUUAAGUUUAAGAGCAGGAAGUUGGUGCAGUGCAGAAGGGUUAGGAAAAUUAACCCAGCUUAGAGAACUGAAAAUCCGAUGGACUGAAAUACCUCAAAUAAUGUGCAAGGGCUUUUCUGAAUCUGUUGAAAAAUUAACUGCUCUUCGAUCCUUGUAUUUGUACACCACUGACGGGGAGGAAACAUUAGUCAUGCCACAACUCAUGCCUUUCUUACACCACACACACCUUUACCAUGUUCGUUUAGGGGGGAAGCUCGAGAAGUUUCCCAAUCAAAUUGAAUUCUACCCCCCAAACCUUAUUCAGUUGGAAUUGGAAUAUUGUAAUAUAGAGCAAGACCCAAUGGUGACUCUGGAGAAGCUGCCAAAUCUAAGGAUUCUCCAGUUAUUGUAUAGUUCAUACGUGGGAAAGAAAAUGGUCUGUUCUUCGGGAGGAUUCCAGCGACUGGAAACCCUUAAGCUCAAGGGUUUGAAAGAACUAAGAGAGUUAAUUGUGGAAGAAGGGGCGGUGCCAGAUCUGAAGGUUUCAAUAAUUGCCAGUUGCCAUAAAAUGGAAAGACUUCCUCGUGGAUUGCUGCAGCUAGAAAAUUUGCAGUACCUAGAGUUGUUUCAGUUGUCACAUAAAUUGAUUGAGGAGGUUAAUCAGACAGAAGGAGAAGAUUGGGACAAGAUCCGGCUUAUCACCUCCAUAUUACAGUAG